AUGUCAAUCAACACGUAUAUCGUAAUCGAAGUUCGCGAAAAGGAAAGUGCGUUGGAUAUUAUGAAUAUUCUUGUGAGUUUUCAGAAGAAAAAAGGUCAAAAAUGGAUAAUUUCCAGAUGACCCACACAAAAACCCGUUUCACAUGCACAAACGAUAUUCAAGAAUAUGCAUUAGAGCGCGAAAGAUUGUGUGCACCACAAAAUCAUCCACCAAAACAGCCAACUCCCCCUCCACCUCAACAAUUAUUCAUGGAACCACCUCCGGCUAAAAAAUCCGCAGUUUCUGCUGAAAUCGACGAAGUGAAACCGAUCGCAAUGUUCAAUCCGUCACCUCAACCAACAUCAUUUAUCCAGAAUAAUUCAGUAUUUCCAAAUUGUUAUCCAUCUGAAUAUUCGUCACACGAAUUCGUCGCGGCCGCUUCAAAUAUGCCAGUAGAAAGACAACCAAUGCGAACAGUUCAAUCGAAUGGAAAACUUGUGCAAGUCUCGCAAUGCACAAUUUGUAGUACGAAUAUAAAAGUUCGAGGUUUGGAUUAUUAUAAACGAUGUGCACAUGCGAUUAUUCAUACAGAUUUGAUGAGGUGAGAACUUUAAUUAAGCUCAAAAUAAGGGAAAAGGUGUCCGGUUCAAGUUUUUUCUUAAAAUCUGAAGACUAGGUGUCAGGUCAAAUUUUUUUUUCAAUGUUUUUGAAGCGUUGCUCAGGUCAAAUGUUGCAUUUUAUAAUUAAAUUCUAAUUUUUGAGUGAAAAAUAGGCAUUGCUCAGGUUAGAUAAGGCUGAGGAAAAUUCCAUUUAACCUGAGCAAUGCCCAUUUUUAACUCAAAAAAUUUAAAUUUAAUCAUAAAAUGCAUAAUUUGACCUGAGCAAUGCACCAAACCCUUAACAAUUUUUUCGUAGAUUUCUUCAAAAAUUGCCUUAAUCUGAACCAGACCACCUUUAGAAAAGUUCAGUUUCAAAAGUUAUGACGUGGCAAAAUCCAAUUCCAGCUCCGAGUUCUUCGAGAAACCAAACAAAAACUUUUCGCAGAUUCGACUGUACAAUUCCGGGUUGCCCAUUCAAAGUAAAACACCGUGCAGAUGUAUCGCGUCACAUGAAAACCGUUCAUCGAAUGGAAGUCGGCGAAUACACUGUCAGAGAUAUUUUGUGAGUUUCCUUCGGGUGAAAAAAAAUAUAUUUAGUCUGAUUUUGUUUUUUGCAGAACCGAAUCUGACCAGCAAAUUCUCCGCGAAUGCGUUGCUGUCUGCUUUCCCGAGAUGAGCGAUCGAAUUGCGAGAAAAAAUCGGGACGCGGCCAAAUUCAAUGAGGGCGGAAGUGAACACGAUGAAAUGGAAGACGAUUAUGAUAUCGAUGACACUUCGAUUCACUAA
Caenorhabditis angaria is the source of this 1364-nucleotide messenger RNA. The record is from the annotation of a GenBank genome assembly. Lineage: Eukaryota; Metazoa; Nematoda; Chromadorea; Rhabditida; Rhabditidae.